Messenger RNA from Mesorhabditis spiculigera, 2376 nucleotides. The record is from the annotation of a GenBank genome assembly. NCBI's taxonomy places the organism in Eukaryota, Metazoa, Nematoda, Chromadorea, Rhabditida, Rhabditidae.
AUGCGAGAAUUAUGGCUGGCGUGUGCAUUAAUAGUAGCCGUAUGUGGACAGUCGAUCAACAAGGUGCACCUCGGAUUCCCGGAAACGUGGGAUGGUGAUAAGUAUCGGGAACUGUAUUGCCCGUCCAAAAAUAUUCCCAAGUGGCUCGACGGAUAUUUUUUGUGCCAAUUAUCGGCCAGCUAUGGUAAUUCGUCAGCACCGCCUGGUCAGCGUCUCAACCAUAUGAUUGAUGCUAUUGGGGCUGUUGCUUCGUUUCAUAUCAGCAAUGGGCAGGUCGUCUUCUCCGCCCAGUACUACCCAGCGAGGCCCUACAAAAUCUGGGAGUUCUACGAUCGAAAUAUGUCAAAGUCCUCGAUCCCGUGGGCCGGCUGGUCCGAUUAUAACCUGACGGCAAUGGCGAGAUGGGAGCAGGUCCCCUCGAACCCCGACUCGGCUCGUUUCCACCCGAAUCUCGAUUUCUGGAAGAUUGGAAACCGGGUGAUCGCCGGUACUGAAGCGCCCUACUGGGUCGGCUACGAGUUUGACGUCAAGACCCUCAAUAAAUUCCAAUUGUUCCCAUUCACUGAGGAGAACGAUAUUUUCGGAGAGCCCCGGCCUUCGAUGAUCCCGAUCUCGAUGGCUAUUCAUGAGAGAAACGAUGCCGACGGUACCAUCUGGGGCACAUUUUCCGCGAUGAACUUCAACGAGCAGCGGUUCUUCCAGGGCAUCUUCACCGUCGACAAAAAUGGCGUAAGGCGGGUGGUCGGGCUGUACGACUACGGUGUUUGGGAUCAGAAUGCCUGUGGGAGGGAUGAUGAGUAUAUUGGCGACAAAACCCUCCUCCCCGGCUACGUUCACUCAAUCACCUCCACCGAAAAGUACAUCAUUUUACCGAUCACGUCGCUGCUCAUCAACCCGUGCAAGUUUAAGGAACCCCCAAUGACCAACCCUCGCUCGGCGAUCCAGAAUGGAGGCCUCUGGGGCAUGGAUUUCUAUGAUAUGGUACCGAUGAGAUUCUUGGUGUUCAACAAGAAGACAAAGGAAUGGGUGACGCCAAAGCCCCUCGAAGUAUUCCCCUCAAUGUUCGUCACCCAUCAACUCAACGCUUUUGACAGCCCGGAGGGGAAUAUUGUCGCUGAUAUGGUCGUCUACGACAGCCAUGACCCCUAUGUCAAGUACUUCUACACGGAUUUCCUCACCUCUCAGCUCUACCCCUCCACCGCUAGAAUUCUCCGAUUCACCCUGGACGUCAAGCAGCACCGCGUCAUGUAUUCUUACCUGAUCCCGCAGGAAACCAUCUCCGCCGAUUUCCCGCAAAUCAACCGAGGAUACGAAGCGCGGGCAUACCAAUGGAGUUGGAUCGUCGAGCACCCGUUUGCUGCUGAUAACAAGAUCAUUAAGAUUAACGUCGACGACCCAUCCGGGCAGCGAAACGUCGAGUACAAGGCCGAAAGCUCUCUUGUACUGCAUGAACCGUGGUUCGUUGCUAGGCCUGACUCCAGAAGAGAAGACGACGGUGUUUUGCUGGUCAGGGCUCUCGAUUUGCAUGAGAAUAAGGGAGUAUUGCUGGUCCUUGAUGCCACGACAAUGUCGGAAAUCGGACGAGCUUACGUGCCGAUAAAUGUUCCAUUUGGGUUCCACAAUCGGUUCUUCUCGAAGAAGGAUCUCGGCCUCCCCGAGGGCGUCCCACCAACCCCUCAACUUGCCUCGCAAUUCCGCCCUGGCAGCCCCACCGAACUUCUGAAGCGCAGGCAAUUCAUGUCGACCCGAAAGUUCGCUCCACCAAGCACUACCACCACCACGGAGAAGUCGACGACGCCGAGCAGUACGACUACCACAACCACGCCUAGCACAACCACCAGCACUACACCAAGCACUACGACCAGCACUACGACUACGCAGAGACCUAUUGCUCCAAGCUCAUCCUCGCGACCGAUCUACCAGACGAUCAAGACGACGACAACGACCACCACGACGCCGAGACCGCAAACAAUGACGACACAAAAAUGGACUCCGUACGUAACGACGACGACUGAAGCGACGACGACCACCCCGCCUCCCACCACAACGGCCAAGAUUCCAAGGUGGUGGCCAUUGGCUAGCGCUGCUACUGAAGAACCGUGGUGGCAGAAGGUCCGCCCCAAGCAAGCCACCCUCCCUCCUGUCCUCACCUUCGGAGGUGUCGACAAGAUUCCGGUGGCGAGGCCCGCACCUAGCCCAUCGGUGGCCCUGGUUUCCACAAACCAGAUCUCGACCGAAAACCUGAGGGGCAAUAACGCUACGGCGAUCGAGGAUAUCUAUGAGGAGACGCUGAACGCGUUGUGUGGAUGGUUGCCCAAGGUGUUCUCGGCCAUCUCCCACGACCUGUGCAUCCAAAAGGGCAAACAGGCAGCCAAG